Messenger RNA from Parastagonospora nodorum SN15, 436 nucleotides. RefSeq lists its product as hypothetical. Lineage: Eukaryota; Fungi; Ascomycota; Dothideomycetes; Pleosporales; Phaeosphaeriaceae. The transcript has 4 exons. The coding region runs from base 129 to 293 and encodes 54 amino acids. The record is from RefSeq and is a predicted model, not a curated record.
GACGUAAGCCUUUUCUUCCUUCAAGAUUACUUUGCUCUCCGAUAUUCACUUCUUCCGACCUUCCGUCUCGCUCCUCGUGUAUUCUUCGCGUUGCGCCAACAUCCUUCGAAGCUUGUAAAGCUCGCGCGAUGUUGCCUACAAAACGGGUAGCAAGCCCGAGGAUGCUUCUCCAAGCAGUCACCGAGCAGGCUGGUGUAGGGAACUUCUACAUCGAAAUGCGACACAAUACCUAUUGUAUCAGUUUGAGUGAAAACGUGGACAUGAGAGAGAUAUAUUCUCGAUGUCGUAAAUAAAUAGGGGAGCGUCUUAGACAGCCGUACAGUAAAUUUACAUGGGCCAUGGGAGUUCGUGAUGGAAAUACGUUCUUAGCACCAUAGAUAGCGCGAGACUCAUAAAUUGUCUACCGCUCGAUUGCGACACAAUACAUCACAUCUAC